Messenger RNA from Lates calcarifer (barramundi perch), 6032 nucleotides. RefSeq names its product axin-1. Bases 258 to 2921 code for a protein of 887 amino acids. The record is from RefSeq and is a predicted model, not a curated record. Gene Ontology annotation, biological process: negative regulation of canonical Wnt signaling pathway. The transcript is spliced from 13 exons. Lineage: Eukaryota; Metazoa; Chordata; Actinopteri; Centropomidae.
GCACGCACGUAUUCUCUCGCUCCGUAUUAUUGAAACCAGCCACCAUGGGGAGUUAAGGGCAAGACGACGGGUUAUUUUCGUUAAUAUUUAAUAUUAGGAAAGCUAUCCAUAUGCUGCGUUUUGGAGCACACAGUUCGCGCCAGUAUCCCCAAUGCAGCGGAUUACGGGGAACGGGCUUUCAGAGACGGGUGAAUUGUUUGCCAGCAGAAUCAUUGCUCGGGGCGAAGAUCUGACCUCUGCCUUGUGCAAUCAGAGACAUGAGUGUUGUCAGAGAAUUACAUGGGAUUGGGUACAGGGGUGGUGGUGGGGUUGUGGCCUCUCUGAGCGGCCCAACCCACUUUACUGAGGAUGCGCCGCGACCCCCAGUUCCUGGUGAGGAGGGGUCUGAUGUGGACCCCCCAGUCCAGUCAGCUAACACCCGUCCGAACGCCCUUUCCCAAACCCUCGGCUAUCCCCCGUCAUCCUCAUUAUCUAAAAUGGGGGAUUCAUCAAGUUACACACCCUCCUCAUCGUCUGCGACUCCACGUCGCCCUGAUCUGGACUUGGGGUAUGAACCUGAGGGCUCGGCUUCACCAACUCCACCUUACCUGAAGUGGGCUGAGUCACUUCACUCACUCCUAGAUGACCAGGAAGGCAUCCAGCUGUUCCGAAACUUCCUGUGCCAGGAAGGGUGUGCAGACCUUCUGGACUUCUGGUUUGCCUGCUCGGGGUUCAGGAAGACCAGCCAAGAGAAGAGGGCAAAGCUGGCCAAGGCUAUCUACAGGAAGUACAUUGUAGACGGAAGUGGGAUUGUCUCCAGGCAGAUCAAAGCAGCCACCAAGAGCUUCAUCAGAGACUGUGUGGGAAGGCCGCAUCCAGACCCUGCUAUGUUUGAACAGGCCCAGACUGAGAUCCAGGCCAUGAUGGAGGAGAACACUUACCCUUUGUUCCUCAAGUCGGAUCUGUACCUGGAGUACACACGGACAGGAGGAGAGAGCCCCAAACCUAACCCCAGUGAUCAGAGUCCUUCAUCGGGGCCAGCCAAGCCUGUGCCUGGGUAUUUACCCACUCUCGCUGAGGAUGAGGAGUGGAGGUGUGGGGCAGGAGGAGUGAGGGAGGUGGAGGAAGAAAAAGAUGAGGAGGAGUGUGGAGACACACCAGCUGGCAGGCUGACUCACAGCCUGCUGAUGCAGACAGUACCGCAGAGAGCCACGGCCAGCAGGAGGAGGCAGGACAGCAGGGAGUACAGACCAUGGAGGGAGCCGGUAAACCCGUACUACGCAAACAUGGGCUACGCUCGAGCUCCAGCCACCAGUGCCAACGACAGUGAGCAGCAGAGCAUGUCGAGUGAUGCAGACACACUGUCGCUGACCGACAGCAGUGUAGAUGGUAUUCCUCCAUACAGAUAUCGGAAGCAGCAUCGUAAAGAGAUGCAUGAAAGUGCCAAAGCCAAUGGACGUGUGCCCCUACCUCAUAUACCUCGCACGUACCGCAUGCCAAAGGACAUCCACGUAGAGCCUGAGAGGUUUGCAGCGGAGCUCAUCAGCAGGCUGGAGACGGUUCUCAGAGAGAGAGAGGCUCAGGAAAGGCUCGAAGAGAGGCUGAAGAGAGUACGACUGGAAGAAGAGGGGGACGAUGCUGACAUCUCCAUGACAACCUCCAUGUCUUCUCAUAGUAUACCACUCCCCCUUCCAUCGUUCCCACCUCUCUACGGUGCCCGUUAUUCAGAGACCACUGCUAACACGGCAACAGUUGCCACUUACGGCGGCCUGGUUGCCAUGGAGGAUUCCCACGAUGACGACCCGGAGUCUAUUUUGGAUGAACAUGUAUCGCGCGUGAUGAAAACACCGGGCUGCCAGUCGCCGGGAGCAACCAACAGCACCUUAGGAGGAGGAGGGGGUCGACACACUCCUCCCAAAUCAUCACGCUCACCUGACGGGGGGAUCGGACCGCCUCAUUACCCCCCACAUCGAGGGGGAAGUCACAGUCUGCCUGCUGCCGGGGUCAAAGGUAUACAUCACCACAAGCAGCUGUACCACCACAGAGGAAGAGAAGGACAGGAGGAGGUGGGCUCUAGGUCUCAGUCCAACUUCUUGUGGAACGGAGACCCAGCCGGCCAGUAUGCAGGGAGAAGUCGUAACUAUGCUGAUGGGGCUGGAGCCAGCACGCUUGAGGGGAUGGGUUACAGUAGUAAAGGCAGCACGCUAUCACGGCGAGGUUGUAAGAAGACUUCAGAGACGUCAGGCAAAGGUGAUGAGAGUGGGCGUGGUCUGGAGACCCAGGUGCCACUGGAGGAUCUGGAGAGAAACCAGAAGAUCCUGCAGUGGAUGAUGGAAGGAGAUAGGCAAAGGAAGAGCUCUCAUGGCGGCAGCACCAGUAGCUCCAGGAGGACGGGAACCAGCAGCGAGUCGCCACGUCCAACUUCAGUGGAGCGACCUGGAGCUGUGCACCCCUGGGUCUCCGCCCAGCUGCGCAACAACCCCUCCUCGGUGUCCGCCGCCAUCUCUGGCUCAUCGUCCACCCAGGUCCAGCCCUCGCACCCUUUCAUCCAGGACCCAGCUAUGCCCCCCAACCCGGCUCCCAACCCCCUUACCCAGCUGGAGGAGGCUAGGAGGAGGCUGGAGGAGGAGAGGAGGAGGAAUGCAUUACAGCAGGCCAAGCCUAGGCAUAAGUCUGGUAAGCGCCAGGUGUGUGAGAACAUGACGGUCGCAUACUACUUCUGUGGAGAACCGAUCCCAUAUAGAACAUCAGUUAAAGGUCGUGUGGUGACUUUGGGCCAGUUCAAGGAACUGCUUACCAAAAAGGGCCACUACAGGUUCUACUUCAAGAAAGUGAGUGACGAGUUUGACUGUGGUGUAGUGUUCGAGGAAGUUCGCGACGAUGACGCCAUCUUGCCUAUCUUCGAGGAGAAGAUCAUCGGGAAGGUGGAAAAGGUUGACUGAAAUUUGGGAACAGGAAGACGAAACAGAAUCGCAAAAAAAAUCAUUUGAGAAGAGGAGAUUGGAAGAGAACAUUCGGGUUGGAUUGAAAUACAGCUGUGAGAAAAACAAACGAAAGAAAGUAGAAAGAUGGAAGGAGCGACAUGUGUCAGAAGGGAGAUUGCUCUGCAUGGUAGAAGCUCAAGUAUUAAGGAGGCAGUUAUUAUUAUGGAAUAUCUGGAUAUCUGCGUCAGCGCCUGGAUCAAACCCACAUCAAGCGAAGAAGCUUGGCCAGAUGAAACCGUAACGGAGGAAAGGAACAUAAAUUAUUUCACCUGUCUCGUCUCGACUGUGGAUAUCAGAGGAGGGCUGUUAAAAUCUGAUGUCUGACCAGUCUUCCACUUCCACUGCGAUGGAUGGAAAAGGGUGAGGGGACUGCUGGAAGGAGAGAGGAUCAAGUAGUCUUCCACUUCUGCUCUGGAGGAGUCUGUCCUCCGCAGACCAUUAACGAUGCUGCUACAUUACCACGGAAACUCUUCAAUCGGUGCUCGGGACAGUAAAGAAAGCAGUUUUGUUCCAUUCGGGAGUCUUGCUGCCUUUUGCUGUCUCUGUUCCUCAUCAGCUGGUGACAAGGGGAGAGGACAGAGGAUUUUGGGGAGUGGAACUUUUCACCUGCUUCUCCUCUCAUUGACUUCAUGGCCUCAAACACAAGAGAAACUUUCUCACCCUUGAUUCCUAGAUGUCACGUAGUGAUUUCUCACAUCAACAUGUUCAGACAACAGUUCUCUACAUAACUUGUUUACCAAAGCUACAUAUUUUUGAUAAAACAAGUAUCCUAGCUACUUGUUUUCAUUUUAUUUGAAUCGUUUAUGUACAAGGCAGGUACUAUUACUUACUAAUGCAGCCUAAUUUUGUCAUAUCUCAACUUAAUUUUGUAUUAUUGUGUAUGUUUUGAAGCUAGUUCAUUAGUCAUUUCAGGGCAGCCGUUUUGUUUUUUUUCCUCUCAACCACAUCCACACACCUCAGUUCUGUACUGUUUACCUUUUUUUGCGACUGCAGUUCUGUUCUCCUGCGCGAUACAUUUUAAUCAUAGGAUAUAUUUUUUUCCCACCCUCAAAAAUUCUCAUGAAAAAGCGGAGAGCACAGUAAACGUGCACCAUCUUUGACCACAGUAUCCGUUGUUUUUAAACAUGUCACACUGUCUCCUCGUGUAUCUCGUAACUUUUUUUUCUAUAUCGAGAGCCUGUGUACGUAACUCCGAGCUCACUCUACAUGCCUGCCUGCCUGCGUGCCUGGCCAGUGCCAUUACUAUCUAGAAUGCUUAUUCUGAAGCGUGUUGGUGAGUGUGGAAGCCCGUGUCGGUCGUGUUUUGUCUGAACUCAGCCAAAGAGCAUAUCGUACGUCCCAUAUGCCUACAUGCGUGUGUCAGUGCAGUCCAAGUCCACAAGUAUCAAAUGUAUUUUUUCAUCAUGAGCAGAAGGGAAUCUCUUAUUCCUCUUGCAGAUUCUCAAACUUCAGACAUUGUAGCUUAACAUUGAGUUUAAAAUCUGGAGCUUAUCUUAGGGGAAGAGUUUGAACAAUUUGGGAAAUGCGACUAUUGCGUUUUCUUGCUAGGAGUUAGGUGAGGAAAUUGAUACUGCUUUUAAAUCUAUACAGCAAAUAUGAAGCCCACAUCAAGCAGUUGGUUAGCUUUUGUUCAGAUUAAACAAACUAUGACUGCAGCUAAUGAUUGUUUUUAUUUAUCAAUUUGAUCUGACAGUUAUUCUAAUUAUUCCCAAUUAAUUGUUUGGUCUAUAAAAUUACACUUUACCACACUUUACUGAAGCCGAAUACAACCUGUAAGAAUUGCUUGUUUUGUUGAACAAACAGUUUUAUGUCAUUUAAGAGAAAUAAAGCAGCAAAUUGUCAUAAUUUAGAAACUGGAACAUGUUAAUUUGUGCACUUUAAAGGUGCAGGUAGGCAGAUUUUGUUACGUUUGGAUAGAGCUUGGCUCGCUGUUUCCCCCUGUUUCCAACUGGCUGCUGGCUGCUGGCUGGCUGCAGAUUCAUAUUUAAUAAGCAGACAUGAAAUUGGUUUUGGAUCUUCUCAUUUAACUCUAAGGAAAGCAAAAACAUUAAUUUCCAAAAGUGUUGAAUCCUUCCUUUAAACGUCUCACAUCACUGGAGUACAGCAGCGAGGCCUCAGGGCCAGAACAUCUUAACACCUCAGUGCACACUGCGCUGACAACACACCAGCUAUGUAAGCUGAAUGUAAUCUUACUUUUUUUUUAAACUUGUACCUGCUAUAUCCUCAAAGGAAGUUCCUUCAUUUGUCAUAUCAUCAUGCCUGAGUGUACCUUCAGUAUUGAUCUCCAACUGUUGGCCUGACUGAGUGAUUUGUGUUAUCUCCACUGGUAGUUAACUGAAUGUGUUUGUCAAACAAAGGGGGUCCUACAGAAGGUCUUGCAGGAAUGUCAAAUACAAUUUGUCCUGGGGUUUCUCCCCAGUAAGGGAAACAUAGGAUCGUAAAACAUAUUUGUCCUUACUUCAACCCAUUUUGCCUUCAAUAUGAAAUUUAAAAUUUAGAUAUGUAUUUGUUUAUUAAAAAAUGUAAUUUUAAUAAUCACCAAGCAUGUUCUUUAUAAGGAAUGUUUUCCUGAUGAGUUGAAUUAUCUAUUUUGUUUUAAUGUUUAUGUGCGAACUGCUACAGCCCUCUGAUAUAUUUUAUGUUUUGUUAGAAAGAAUGCCCAGGGACAGUUUAAUGACAACAUUUGUAAACAGUUGUUUCUUGUGAUUAUGAUUUGAUGAACAAAAGAAACAACAGCGUCUGUCGUGUUGUCGAUUUGUGUGAAACACAGUGCCUUUAUCAUGUUAUCUUUCAAAAAUGUUUAUUGAACCAAUCCAUGCUUUUAUUGUUAAGUUUUUAUUUCUCAGUCAGUCCCAUCAUAUUUUUAGCCGCAGUAAUGCUUGCUCACUUCUGUUCUGAUAGACUCUUUGCUGUAAAUAUGUACAUUAUCAUUUCAUACGUGUCUUCAGACCUGCACCACAUGUCCAUGGUGUUUCUGUUUUUCAAAGGUAAACACCAAGAUGUCACUGUGCUGGUUCCACUUGUACAUUUCUUUUAAAAAGGUACUUCAUAAUAAAGAUGUUGAAUAAA